CUCCCUUUUUAUGCUCCCCCUGCCCCAAUGCUGGGAAUCAUUUAAGACGCGCCAUGGGAGACUUGAAGUCGGGCUUCGAGGAGGUGGACGGCGUGCGCCUCGGCUACCUGGUGAUCCAGGGCAAGCAGAUGUUCGCCCUCUCGCAGGUCUUCACGGAUCUGCUGAAGAACAUCCCGCGCACGACGGUGCACAAGCGCAUGGACCACCUGAAAGUCAAGAAGCACCACUGCGACCUGGAGGAGCUGCGGAAGCUCAAAGCCAUCAAGUCCAUCGCCUUCCACGCCGCCAAAUGCACCCUCAUCUCCCGCGAGGACGUGGAGGCUCUCUACACCUCGUGCAAGACCGAGCGGGUGCUCAGGACCAAGCGGCGGAGCCGAGGGCCGCCGGUCCAAGCCCCCCCCGGGCCGGAACCCUACGCCGCGUUCUGGAAGGACGGCGGCAAACUUUGGCUGGGCUUGAAUGGAGCCGCCGCGGCGCCCCGGCGGAAAGCGUGGCGGCCGGCGGGCUCGGGCGCCUUCCUACCGGCUUCGGAUCUACCUCACUUUUGGAGCCAAUCCCCCGGGCAGAGCUCGCCGGGACUGGCCCGGUCGCCUCGCAAAGGGGCGGCAGACUAUGAAACUGGCCCGCUGGGGCCCCGCUACGUCUCCCUGGCUGCGGAACCGGCUUAUUUCCGGAGCCUGCUCUGCUCCAAGCACCCCCACUACUACUACCACUCCGCGGCCGCCAUUGCCAGCCAGCCCAAGCUCGCCGCCGCCGCCGCCGCCCGGAAGAAAGCCGCCGAGGGCCGCUGGCCGGGCGGCUGCGGGAGGCGCCUGCUGCUCCUGCCCCGCGCCUGCAAGCUCAGCGGCGCCGCGUCCGAGCGCCUGCCCGGCCUGAACGCUUUCCUGGCGCCGGCGCCGCACCCCCCCUUCCCGGAGAGCUGCAGCAGCGACUCCGACUCCAGCUCCUACUCGGACCACGCGGCCAACGACGACUCCGACUUCUGCUCCAGCCUCUCCAGCACCAGCAACUCGGCUUCUUCGGAGGAGGAGGACGAGGAGGAGGAGGAGGAGGAGGAGGAAGGCAGCUGCGCCUCGGAUUCCAGCGACCUGAGCUCCGACGAGGACGACGACGAGGAGGACGAAGAAGAGGAGGAGGAGGAGGAGGACAGCAGCUCGGAGUCGGACUCCAGCUCGGGCUCCAGCCAGGUCUCGGUGCAGAGCAUCCGCUUCAGGCGCACCAGCUUCUGCCAGCCGCCCAGCCUGGCGCCGGCCUCCCUCCUGCUCCGCCCGCGCUGGGCCGGCCGCGAGGAGCCCGAGCGGGCCAUUAAAGCCGAAGCCGCGGAGGAGGCGGAGGCGGCGGCGGAGGGCUGGGGCGGGCGGGCCGGCUGGGCCCCCAAGGCUGACCCCCCGCCGCCGGUCCCCCCGAGCCAGGCCCUCGCCGCCUGCACUUUAGGCGCUGCUGCCGCCGCCGCCGCCGCCGCCAAACCCGAGGAGGGGGAGUACAAAUUCGGAGCCAGGGUGAGGAAAAACUACCGGACUUUGGUGCUGGGCAAGAGAGCCACCCUCCCGAGCUCAGACCCGCUCAAACCAAAUCUGAAAACGGCCCGGAGCCCCCGGCCGCCCCCGGGGAAGCUCCUGGAGGCCCCCGAAGGAACACUGGAUGACUUGGCGGUGCUCAGCCGGCGCAAGAGGGUCGCCAGCGCCGUCGCCUCGACCGUCAAAAGGCCCUUUAACUUUAUGGGCAAUUUUCCCUGCCCGCCCUCCUUGGUGGUUGGCCUCGAUGGGGAUUUGUUGCCAGCCUACACCUUGAACACUGCCAAGGAUGCCCAAGCACCUCCCAAGGCCCAUCCUGUCUGGAGAUGGCAGCUGGGCGGGUCUGCAAUACCUCUUCCACCCAGCCACAAAUUCAGGAAAUUUCAUUCGUAACCGAGAUUGAAUGGGAACCCUACUUUAUUAUUUACAC
Messenger RNA from Gekko japonicus, 1944 nucleotides. RefSeq names its product SKI/DACH domain containing 1 (gene SKIDA1). The record is from RefSeq and is a predicted model, not a curated record. Lineage: Eukaryota; Metazoa; Chordata; Lepidosauria; Squamata; Gekkonidae. The transcript is spliced from 3 exons. The coding region runs from base 54 to 1907 and encodes 617 amino acids.